Molecule: messenger RNA, 1659 nt
Organism: Varanus komodoensis (Komodo dragon)
Lineage: Eukaryota; Metazoa; Chordata; Lepidosauria; Squamata; Varanidae
Product: B-cell differentiation antigen CD72-like
Exons: 7
Coding region: 1-1047 (348 amino acids)
Cellular component (GO): plasma membrane
Molecular function (GO): transmembrane signaling receptor activity
Source: RefSeq, a predicted model, not a curated record
AUGUCUGAGGGUGUGACUUAUGCCGACCUGAAGUUUGUGAGGCGCCCCCCCCGGGAGGACGCAACCGGAAGCCCCUGGGCAGGGCAGCCGCACCCCGCUCAGCUUCCCCCCACUCACGCCGCCCCCUCCUCUCCUCCAGAGGCAAGCGAGGCAGAGCUCACCUACGAGAACGUCCAGGUAGCCAGGCCGGGGGACGAGAGCGCGCCCAGUGGCUCCCAGCCCUCCCAAGGGUGGAGUCGCAAAACCUGGUAUGUGGUCUGGGCAUUCACGGGCACGUGCAUCUUUCUCCUCGCCACCACCAUCGGAUUCGGGCUCCACUACGGGCAGCUCUCGCAGCACCUCCAGCAGGAGUCCGAAGCCCGCCGGGUACACAGCCUCGUCCUGACGGAGAAAAUCCACGCCAGGGAGGAGAGCCUGGAGCAGUUGCAGGAGUCGCUGCACGAGGCCGAGUCAGAGCUCAACGCCACCCGGGUGGGACUUUGGGAGAGCCGGAUGCAGGCGAACAGGACCCAGAGGGUGCUGGAGCAGCGGGAAGCGGUGCUGAGCCAGGCGAGCCUCAAUCUGACGAAGCAGCAGAAGGCCCUGGAGGAGCAGACGAAGGCCCUGGAGGAGCAGGCGAAGGUGGUGGAGGAGCUGCGGGCGUCACUGGAGGAAGCGCGCCAGAAGAUCGGCUGCUGCUCCACGGGGUGGGUACUCUUCCGGCGCAAAUGCCUCUGGAUUUCAACGGAUCGAAAGUCUUGGAAAGACAGCAUAACUUUUUGUCGGUGGAAAACAUCGCAGCUGGCCAUCUUAAGAAGCCCCUGGAAUCCUGAAGAUCUGUGGGCUGCAGAAGGACUGAAUUCUCACCAGUACCUAAAUACCUACUGGAUCGGACUAAGUUACAGCACUUACUCCGGGAAGUGGACUUGGGGUGACGGUGCUCCCUUGGACAGGGAGCUGAAUUCUUGGUACAGUGGAGACUGUGGAGUACUGAGUGACGGGCGCCUGUCCAGAAGACGCUGUGACUCGACUUCUCGAUUCAUCUGUGAGAAAGCACCCCAGACCUAGGCACGCGCUUUCGACCCUGUGGCGGAGGCCACGUCGCCAACAGCAUGGCUGGCCUGCAGGGGCCAUGCACGCCGAGCCGCCCUGCCCCCCGCACGUGGCCCGCGGCUGCCAAGAGGGGGCCGGGAGUGACGCGGGGGCGACGGUGGCGUUCAGCUGGGGGAGCAGCAAGCGGUGGCGGAAGGAGGGGACCCUGCCUGUCCCCCCCAGUGUGGCCACGCAAGCCUGGAAGACGCCCGCCCGCCCCUGCAGGAGGCGCCUCGCAGACCCUCGACCCAGGAAAGGAUCCUGCUCCCCGCGGGAAAGCCACUAGCGGCGCUGCAGCUGCCCCCCACUUCCACGGGGCAGCACCCCCUCUCCUCCAGGAAACCCUUCCGCCAGACCCGGCAUCAGGGCGGGCAGAGAGGUGCGGCGGAGCCUUCGGUGGCAUCGGGGGCAAGGGCGACACGCAUGCUCCGGUCUCCUGCCUCUGGGGGCUUGUGCCAGGGCCCGGGGCCGCUGUCCGCCGCAGGGGCCAGACCUUGCUUCCUUUGCCGAGAGGAGGCUGCGCCCUCCGCCAAGGUGGGUGGACUGGGAAUGUCCCUGAGCUGUCGAAUAAAGUCCCAGGAGAACGGA